AUGUCGCAAACGUACAAGAUAUCAACGGGCCGUGGUGGUGCAGGCAAUAUAACCACGUCUAAGGAUCGGCCCUCUCCUAAGCUUAUCCCACAGGGAUCUCAAACUCCUAACAUCCUAUCCCCGGUCUUUAGCACUGGAAGAGGCGGAGCGGGGAAUAUGCGCAAGAACGUGGAUUCUAAGAUGACUCGAAGGGCUCAGGACGUGGAAAUUUCUGAGAGCGAGGAUAAAAUUGACGGCGUGGAUGAAAUAACACCACACUUCUCCGGGGAAGGUUUGAAUACUGUCCAAAGUUCCGGGCUCAAGCCUAAAAAAAGUAGACAUGAACCUCCAAAAAGCGUGGCCAUAGGCAGAGGUGGUGCAGGUAACAUAUUAUCACCUACCGCAAGCAAGAAGAGUCACACCAGUAGUAAAGGGAAGAAAGAUGCCAAAAAAACUGGGGUUUGGGGUAAAGUGAAAAAGCUCUUUUCAUAG
Lachancea fermentati is the source of this 471-nucleotide messenger RNA. NCBI's taxonomy places the organism in Eukaryota, Fungi, Ascomycota, Saccharomycetes, Saccharomycetales, Saccharomycetaceae. The record is from the annotation of a GenBank genome assembly.